UUUUUUUUCCCUCUUGUUCAUUCAAUUACAUCUAAUCAACCAUGUCAAAUGACAUUGAAUUUACUCCGCUGGCAACAUCAGAACCCUUGGACGAUGAGCAGCCCAUCACUACCAAUACUAAACCAACAAUACCUCGCUUACGAAGACGUCCUACACUCUCCGCACGAAUAGAACAACUGACGGAUGUGGCCAUUUCUGGCCUGGGGCCUGUCCUCCUGGUUGUUGCAUUUCUAUUAUUAUCGAUUGUUAUCUUUUGCUUCUUCACUGUUGUAUUACCAUUCCACUAUACAUGGAAGAAAAACGAAGACGAAGAAGGAAGCAUAGGCAUUCUAGACAACCUUGCAUAUAUCCUCCACUUUGUCUGGUCUUGUUAUCUAGUCUGGGGAAUCGCUGCAAACUAUUACUAUGCAGUCCGGACACCACCAGGAAGUGUGCUUGACGGUAUCUCUAGUACUGGAGAUGUAAUGUUCCAAGAUGUCCUUCAACAGAUGGAGACUUAUACAGAGGCUCCGCCAACAUGCAAACGAUGCCUUCUUCCUAAACCUGAGCGUACACAUCACUGCAGUGUUUGCAAGCGCUGCGUUCUCAAGUAUGAUCAUCAUUGUCCUUGGAUUCAUAAUUGCGUCGGACACUUCAACCAUCGGUUUUUUCUCAUGUUCUUGACAUACCUGUCAAUCGCCUGUAUAUACUAUGUUAUCAUGGGCGCAGGACCAUUCAUGUUGGCAGCCGACAUGGACAGUAAUAACACAUGGCCUUACUGGCUAGAUCGAUCUAUUGUAGCGUUCGGAGAGGUAUUGGCGGUGGCGAUCGGUUUUGCUGUUGGAGGCAUGGCAUGCUGGCACUGGUACUUGGCAUUGACGGCGCAGACGACUUUGGAGCAAUAUAACAAUUCUUAUAUGAAAAAGAUCUGCAAGAAACGAGGCGAAAGUUUUUCCAAUAUGUAUGAUUUCGGUAUUGUGGGCAAUUUUCAGGAUCUGUUCAAUAUUGGACCUCGUGGUCAUUACCCAUGGUAUACAGCUCUACUCCCGCUUCCGAUCCCUCCCAUUGGUAAUGGCAAACGCUUUGAAAGAAGCGGGCGUGGAUAUAUCCUCGAUUUUGGUGAAGAUGAUGAGGAUAUGGUAUAAAAAAUAAAUAGAUAAAAACAAAAAUA
Messenger RNA from Lobosporangium transversale, 1150 nucleotides. RefSeq names its product DHHC palmitoyltransferase-domain-containing protein. The coding region runs from base 42 to 1124 and encodes 360 amino acids. The record is from RefSeq and is a predicted model, not a curated record. NCBI's taxonomy places the organism in Eukaryota, Fungi, Mortierellomycota, Mortierellomycetes, Mortierellales, Mortierellaceae. Gene Ontology annotation, molecular function: palmitoyltransferase activity. The transcript has 7 exons.